This is a messenger RNA of Paecilomyces variotii, 2184 nucleotides long. Its product is annotated as 1-pyrroline-5-carboxylate dehydrogenase. Gene Ontology annotation, molecular function: L-glutamate gamma-semialdehyde dehydrogenase (NAD+) activity. The transcript is spliced from 4 exons. Bases 282 to 2030 code for a protein of 582 amino acids. The record is from RefSeq and is a predicted model, not a curated record. Gene Ontology annotation, cellular component: mitochondrial matrix. NCBI's taxonomy places the organism in Eukaryota, Fungi, Ascomycota, Eurotiomycetes, Eurotiales, Thermoascaceae.
UACCGGUGAUGAAUCAAGCUGCGCCAGUGUUGUUCUGCGGGGUCGAGGCGGCGAGGUUACCGUGAUUAUGGCGAAGAGUGCAAUAGAUUCGGAACGAGUAGUUAUGGGUACAAGCCAAUACGAUGCGAUAGCAAUCUAUGAGCCGAUAGAUCAGCCUACGGGUUGAAGUCCGGCAAAUCUGGCCACAUCAUAAGUAGAGCUUCGAAUGUUGACUCCCCUUGAAUCGUUUAGCAGUCAGUUGUAUACCUGUUCUCGGCGUAACACUGACAACUCAUCGAAGUAUGGCACUUAUGCAGUCCGUGACUUGUUUGCGUUCGAAGUCUCGACGACUGAUUCGAGACGGCAUAGCUUCAUUGCCUUCAGGAUCAAUUGUGCCGUUACGACACGUUGCUACAGUGCCGUUCCGGUUACCAGCUCCCAGGAAUGAACCCAAUCUCCAAUACAAAAAAGGAUCCCCUGAACGACUCCGUCUCGAAGAAGCUUUGAAAAAGCUCCGCUCACAGCUGCCUCUCGAGAGUCAAAUCUUCUACAAUGGCAAGGCACAGAAGGCACCAAAGUCCGUUGGACAGCCGAUGCCCAGCGAGCAUGGCACGACGUUUACCAACUUCCCACUUGCCACCAAGGAACAAAUUUCGGUUUCAAUUGACUCUGCCCUCAAAGCAAAGAAGGACUGGGAGAACACACCUUUCGUUGACCGAGCGGCCAUAUUCCAGAAAGCAGCUGAACUCGUCGCGACUAAAUACCGCUAUGAACUUAUUGCAGCAACAAUGCUGGGCCAGGGGAAGAACAUCUGGCAAGCAGAGAUCGAUGCUGCAGCGGAGUUGGCGGAUUUCUUCCGCUUAAAUUGCAAUUACGCUGCGGAGCUUCUAGGAAGGCAGCCUGAUCGUGGGAGCGAUGGGAUGUGGAGCCGUCUAGACUAUCGUCCAUUGGAGGGAUUUGUGUACGCCAUCUCUCCGUUCAACUUCACUGCCAUCGGUGGAAACCUGAUUUCAGGCCCAGCUUUGAUGGGAAAUGUGGUGAUUUGGAAGCCGUCUCCAUCCAACAUUUAUGCGAGCACUCUGAUUUACAAGAUCCUUGUCGAAGCCGGUCUGCCACCAGAUGUUAUCCAGCUAGUGCCUGGCGAUGCUGAAGAGAUCACUGACAUUGUUCUUUCCCACCGUGAGUUUGCGGGUUUGAACUUCACUGGCUCAUCGCAUGUAUUCCGGUCCAUCUAUGGAAAGGUCAGCAAAGGCGUUUCCGACGGCUUGUACCGUGACUAUCCCCGUCUUGUGGGAGAGACCAGCGGCAAGAACUUUCACCUCGUUCAUCCAUCGGCAGACAUUUCAAGUGCUGUUAACCAUACCAUCCGUGGAGCAUUCGAGUACCAGGGCCAGAAGUGCUCGGCAACUUCUCGUCUCUACCUUCCAGAAUCCCGUGCUCAGGAGUUCCUCUCACAACUCACAGCUGGGGUGAACAAGAUCACAGUCGGAAGUCCAGAUAAAGACCUUGGUGCAUUCGUGGGGCCUGUCAUCCAUCGCCAGUCAUUCGAAAAGAUAAAGUCCAUCAUCGAUGCCAGUAACAAGGAUCCGUCGCUGGAGCUUGUUGCUGGAGGAACCUACGAUGACUCUGUCGGUUACUAUGUUAAUCCAACUGUGUACCGAGCUUCUACGCCAGACCAUGAACUCUUUCAUAAGGAGAUAUUCGGCCCGGUCCUAGCUGUAUACGUCUAUCCAGAUGCUGAAUGGUCCUCCAUCUUGAAGAAGGUUGACCAAACUGGAGGCGGGUUCGCCUUGACCGGAGCUGUAUUUGCUACUGAGCGCACGGCAAUUCGAGAAGCAGAAGAUACCCUCCGGUACUCUGCAGGAAAUUUCUACAUCAACUGCAAAACCACAGCGGCUUUGAUUGGCCAACAAUCUUUCGGUGGCAGCCGAGCCAGUGGCACAAACGACAAAGCAGGCAGCUCCAAUGUUCUGCUGCGAUUUACGAGUCCAAGGCUCAUCAAGGAAGAGUUCUUCCCUCAGAGCACUUUCUUUUACCCUAGUAACGAAUAAGUUGUAUUGGUAAAGAUGAAAGGUAUGAAAUCAAGACGACGGUGAUUGGAGGGUAGCGUAAAUGGAUUAUUCGCAGAGCUAGCUAAUUGAUUUCAAUUAUUGCCAUAGACCUCGUACAUCAGAAGACCACUACAUAGUCUUUCGAAAUUUAGAG